Molecule: messenger RNA, 889 nt
Organism: Zophobas morio
Lineage: Eukaryota; Metazoa; Arthropoda; Insecta; Coleoptera; Tenebrionidae
Product: clathrin light chain-like
Exons: 7
Coding region: 94-765 (223 amino acids)
Biological process (GO): clathrin-dependent endocytosis; intracellular protein transport
Cellular component (GO): clathrin coat of trans-Golgi network vesicle; synaptic vesicle membrane; clathrin coat of coated pit
Molecular function (GO): structural molecule activity; clathrin heavy chain binding
Source: RefSeq, a predicted model, not a curated record
AUCUGUCAAUUCUGUCAUCAAGUCAUCAUCUGACAGUUCAAGAACAAAUUAAAAUAUUGAUUCAUCAGCGCUGUAAUUUUUAAUAACUAAAAAAUGUCUAACUUUGAUGCUUUUGAUCAACCAGAUGUGGAUCCAGCCGCAGAAUUUCUGGCCCGUGAGCAAAACGAUUUGGCAGGUUUGGAAGAUGAAGUUAAACCCGCCGCAGCAAUGUCCGUUCCUCUUGUAAACGGAGAUGACCCAACCAAUUCUGCAAGCAGUUUCGAAAUGGUUGAAGGGUUUGAAGAUGGAACUUCACUAAAGAGAGAAGAUUUUGAUGCUGAUGCCUUUUUGAAACCUGAACAUGACCUAUUAAGAGGAGUGUCACCUUCACCCCCACCUCUCAACAGGGAAGUUCGAGAAGAACCAGAAAAGAUAAAAAAAUGGCGAGAGGAGCAAAUUAAACGUUUGGAAGAGAAAGAUGAAGAAGAAGAAAGGAAAAAAUUGGAACUUCGUGAAGUAGCACGCAAAGAAUUGGAAGACUGGUACAAAAAUCAUGAAGAAGCUAUAGCAAAAACUAAAGCUGCUAAUAGAGAUGCAGCAAAAAAUGCUGAGAAACAAUUCGUCGCUGAAGAUGAUGAAAUCGAGCCAGGUACAGAGUGGGAAAGAAUCGCAAAGUUGUGCGACUUUAAUCCCAAAGCUAAACAAGGCAACAAAGAUGUGUCCCGUAUGCGUUCAAUUGUUCUACAACUGAAGCAAUCACCAAUCCCCAUCAACAACAAGGCUUAAAGAGUUUUAACCAGAACUAAACUUACUGUAAGAGGAAAUUAAAUAAUCUAAUGUAGAUUUCAUUUUAUAUUUACGCAGUUAUUACAUAAAAUGUAUAAAUAAUAAAAGAUAUAUAAAAUAUAAA